Cornus florida is the source of this 953-nucleotide messenger RNA. RefSeq names its product 17.9 kDa class II heat shock protein-like. Gene Ontology annotation, biological process: protein folding; response to hydrogen peroxide; response to heat. The transcript has a single exon. The coding region runs from base 226 to 696 and encodes 156 amino acids. The record is from RefSeq and is a predicted model, not a curated record. NCBI's taxonomy places the organism in Eukaryota, Viridiplantae, Streptophyta, Magnoliopsida, Cornales, Cornaceae.
AACGGACUUUAGUGGGAGAAAUUACCUGAACCUCCUAGAAGUGUCUCACGUAUUCCCAACCUUUCCAGAAACUUCACAUACCCCCACCUAUAAAUUACCCACGACAUUCUCAUCCCUUCAACAUAUCGAUUCAACAAAACAAUCCUAGCAAAAUCAAAAGUUUUUGAAUCUCUCUCACAACCCAAAACCAUUUCAGUAAUUUAUCUUCCCCAAACAAAGCAGAAAAUGGAAUUCAGGCCAGUGGGUUUCGACGCCCCAAUCUUCCACGCCCUUCAACACAUCCUAGACGCCACCGAUGAAGCCGACAAGUCCUCCAACACUCCGACUCGCACAUACGUCCGCGACGCCAAGGCAAUGGCGACAACACCGGCCGACGUGAAGGAGUACCCGAAUUCGUUCGUGUUCGUGGUGGACAUGCCGGGGCUGAAGUCAGGGGACAUCAAGGUGCAGGUGGAGGACGACAAUCUGCUGCUGAUAAGUGGAGAGAGAAAGAGAGAGGAAGAGGAAGAGGGAGCCAAGUACGUGAGAAUGGAGAGGAGGGUUGGGAAAUUCAUGAGGAAGUUUGUGUUGCCUGAAAAUGCAAAUACUGAUGCCAUCUCCGCGGUUUGUCAGGACGGUGUGCUUACUGUUACGGUUCAAAAGUUGCCUCCUCCGGAGCCCAAGAAGCCCAAGACCAUUGAGGUCAAGAUUGCUUGAAUUAAGAUGGCACAUCAUUCCUAUUGGUUUAUGAUUUUAUAAUGUCCUGUUUUAUAGUCUUUCUUAGCUAUUUAUAAUUGUAUGUAUGAGUUGGGUGUUUUUGUUUGUGAGGUGUGUUUUAGGUUUGCUUUCUGAUGUGGGGGUUUAAAUAUUUUAUAUAAAUCAAUGGGAUAUAUUGUCUUUUAAAGUGAAUCUGUCUCAGCUUCGUGAAUUUUUCCUUUAAUGAAUUUUGAGUAUGAUAUACAAUUUCCAUUUUA